AUGUCGUCUCGACCUGAUCUCAAGGUGGACGAUGAAGUUGGCUUCAUUCGCUUCUAUCGCUCUCUCUCCACAGAGGGCAACAAUGAGACGAUACGGGUCUUCGAUCGUGGCGAUUGGUAUUCCGCCCACGGUGCCGAUGCCGAGUUCAUCGCCCGUACAGUCUACAAAACCACCUCUGUCCUCCGGAACCUUGGUCGCAGCGAGACCGGCGGCCUGCCCUCCGUCACCAUGAGCGUCACGGUCUUCCGCAAUUUCCUUCGCGAGGCACUCUUCAAGCUCAAUAAGCGUGUUGAGAUCUGGGGUUCUGGGGGAGCAGGCCGCGGCCAGUGGAAGCUGGUCAAGCAAGCCAGUCCGGGAAAUCUGCAGGACGUGGAGGAUGAGCUGGGCAGCGUGGGCGGACUCGCCAUGGAGUCGGCGCCGGUGAUCCUGGCCGUGAAGAUCUCGGCCAAGGCGUCCGAGGCGCGGAGUGUGGGUGUGUGUUUCGCGGAUGCGAGUGUGCGGGAGCUCGGCGUAAGCGAGUUCCUGGAUAACGACGUCUACUCGAAUUUCGAAUCGCUGGUCAUUCAGCUUGGGGUCAAGGAGUGUCUGGUGCAGAUGGACUCGAACAGGAAGGACGCGGAGCUGGCCAAGAUCCGUGCCAUCGCGGAUAACUGUGGUAUUGCUGUCUCCGAGCGGCCGGUCGCUGACUUCGGGGUCAAGGACAUCGAGCAGGAUCUUACCCGGUUGCUGCGGGACGAGCGCUCGGCGGGGACGUUGCCGCAGACGGAGUUGAAGCUUGCGAUGGGGUCUGCCUCGGCACUGAUCAAGUAUCUCGGCGUCAUGUCCGACCCGUCCAAUUUCGGCCAGUAUCAGCUCUACCAGCAUGAUUUGUCGCAAUUCAUGAAGCUGGAUGCCUCUGCGCUUCGUGCACUGAACCUCAUGCCUGGUCCGCGGGACGGAUCACGUACCAUGAGCUUGUUCGGUCUGCUGAACCACUGCAAAACCCCCGUGGGGAGCCGCCUGCUGGCCCAGUGGUUGAAACAGCCCCUCAUGGAUUUGACGGAGAUUGAGAAGAGGCAGCAGCUCGUCGAGGCCUUCGUUACGAACACCGAACUGAGACAGACGAUGCAGGAGGAGCAUCUCCGCUCCAUCCCGGAUCUGUACAGGCUAUCGAAGCGAUUCCAGCGAAAACAGGCGAACUUGGAGGAUGUGGUGCGCGUGUAUCAGGUUGCGAUCCGCCUGCCGGGCUUCGUCAACUCCCUUGAAAAUGUCAUGGACGAGCAGUAUCAAACUCCUUUGGAGGCGGAGUAUACUAGCAAGCUGCGCAACUACUCUGACAGCUUGGCUAAGUUGGAGGAGAUGGUGGAGACUACUGUCGAUCUGGCUGCGCUCGAGAACCACGAGUUCAUCAUCAAGCCUGAGUUUGACGACAGUCUGCGGAUUAUCAGAAAGAAAUUGGACAAACUGCGACAUGACAUGGACGUGGAGCAUCGUCGGGUGGCGCGAGAUCUGGACCAGGAGGUGGACAAAAAGCUCUUUCUGGAGAACCACCGCGUGCACGGCUGGUGUUUCCGGCUGACUCGAAACGAGGCAGGCUGCAUUCGAAACAAGAGGGAGUACCAGGAGUGUUCGACGCAGAAGAACGGUGUUUACUUCACCACAUCGACGAUGCAGGCUCUACGCCGCGAGCAUGAUCAGCUCUCCUCUAACUACAACCGAACUCAGACGGGGUUGGUCAACGAGGUCGUCAACGUGGCUGCGUCCUACUGCCCCGUGCUGGAACAGCUCGCUGGCGUUCUCGCCCAUCUCGAUGUCAUCGUGAGCUUCGCCCAUGCUUCCGUGCACGCUCCAACCGCAUACGUUCGGCCCAAGAUGCACCUACGCGGCACGGGGAACACCAUCCUCAAGGAGGCGCGACAUCCCUGCAUGGAGAUGCAAGACGAUAUCUCUUUCAUUACCAACGAUGUGUCACUGAUCCGCGACGAGUCUUCCUUUCUCGUCAUCACCGGUCCCAACAUGGGCGGAAAAUCGACAUAUAUCCGCCAGAUUGGCGUCAUUGCGCUCAUGGCUCAGACAGGCUGUUUCGUGCCCUGUACUGAGGCCGAGAUGACGAUUUUCGACUGCAUCCUUGCCCGCGUGGGAGCCAGCGAUUCGCAACUCAAAGGUGUCUCAACAUUCAUGGCCGAAAUGCUCGAAACCUCCAACAUCCUCAAAUCCGCCACGUCGGAAUCGCUCAUCAUCAUCGAUGAGCUUGGCCGUGGCACCAGCACAUACGACGGUUUCGGUUUGGCCUGGGCUAUAUCGGAGCACAUCGUCACCGAGAUCCGCUGCUUCGGCCUCUUCGCAACACACUUCCACGAGCUCACAGCCCUCGCGGACAGAUACCCCAAAUCGGUCAAGAAUCUCCACGUGGUGGCUUUUAUCGGCGACGGCGCUGACAGCAAUGCGGAUACAAAGGCAAACUCGAAGAAGGCACAGGUGACCCUGCUUUACCGCGUCGAGCCCGGCAUCUGCGACCAGUCCUUCGGCAUCCACGUCGCAGAGCUCGUGCGCUUCCCAGAAAAGGUCGUCAACAUGGCCCGUAAGAAGGCUGAGGAGCUCGAGGACUUCACCUCUUCGGAGAACCUGGAGCAACAGCCCAUGUCUAUCGACGGCUACUCACGGGAGGAGGUCGAGGAGGGCAGCGCGCUUCUCAAGGAGAUGCUGUUGAAGUGGAAGGCGGAGAUCGAGUCUUCUGGCAAGACGCUAACGGUGGAGGAGAAACGACAAAUCAUGCGGGACCUUGUUAACUCGGAUGAAAAUCUUCGUGGAAACAAGGUGUUUCAAGGAAUCAAGGCUCUAUGA
This is a messenger RNA of Aspergillus clavatus NRRL 1, 2823 nucleotides long. RefSeq names its product mismatch repair ATPase MSH2. Gene Ontology annotation, biological process: mitotic recombination; mismatch repair. Lineage: Eukaryota; Fungi; Ascomycota; Eurotiomycetes; Eurotiales; Aspergillaceae. Gene Ontology annotation, molecular function: ATP binding; mismatched DNA binding; ATP-dependent DNA damage sensor activity. Gene Ontology annotation, cellular component: nucleus; MutSalpha complex. The record is from RefSeq and is a predicted model, not a curated record. Bases 1 to 2823 code for a protein of 940 amino acids. The transcript has 2 exons.